AUGGUUCACAAAUUUCCAAGGGGAUUGUCUCCGUUCUACGUUAGAAUCUAUCAGGUCGUUGAUGAUCCUACGACGGAUUCAAUCAUCUCGUGGAGCAAAAGCUACGACAGUUUCAUCAUCUGGAACGUGAGAGAGUUUCGCAGAAAGAUUAUGCCGACAUGUGUUGAAUUUGGUAGAAGCUUCUCAUGGUUUCUCUCCAAGCUUCGUUCUUAUGGCUUUAAAAGAGUUAACGGGGCUGGUCAGUUGGAGUUUGGAAACGAGUACUUUGUCGCAGAUCAACCGGGGCUUUUGAAGUAUAUGAUGAACGAAGCUUUGACGGCUAAACGUAAAGCAAAGAUGGCUAAAGCCAAAGCCAGGAGAGAUCGAGUUCAAGUAGAGGGUCUCUUCAAACACUUACAAAUUUGA
Molecule: messenger RNA, 405 nt
Organism: Camelina sativa (false flax)
Lineage: Eukaryota; Viridiplantae; Streptophyta; Magnoliopsida; Brassicales; Brassicaceae
Product: heat stress transcription factor A-4a-like
Biological process (GO): regulation of transcription by RNA polymerase II; cellular response to heat
Cellular component (GO): nucleus
Molecular function (GO): RNA polymerase II cis-regulatory region sequence-specific DNA binding; DNA-binding transcription factor activity
Source: RefSeq, a predicted model, not a curated record